Molecule: messenger RNA, 3489 nt
Organism: Saccharomyces mikatae IFO 1815
Lineage: Eukaryota; Fungi; Ascomycota; Saccharomycetes; Saccharomycetales; Saccharomycetaceae
Gene: KIN2
Product: serine/threonine protein kinase KIN2
Exons: 1
Coding region: 1-3489 (1162 amino acids)
Biological process (GO): microtubule cytoskeleton organization; intracellular signal transduction; protein phosphorylation
Cellular component (GO): cytoplasm
Molecular function (GO): protein serine/threonine kinase activity; tau-protein kinase activity; ATP binding
Source: RefSeq, a predicted model, not a curated record
AUGCCUAACCCGAAUACAGCAGAUUACUUGGUGAAUCCGAAUUUCAAGACCAGUAAAGGGGAGUCCUUGUCACCAACACCGGAGGCAUUUAAUGAUACGCGAAUUAUAGCACCAGCUACCCUGCGCAUGAUGGGCAAACAAUUCGGGUCAAGGAAUGACCAACAACAAGCACCGUUAAUGCCUCCUGCAGAUAUCAAACAAACUAAAGAGCAAGUAACCCAAAGACAAAAUGAUGCAUCUAGGCCUAAUAGUUAUAAUAACAGUAAUCUGAAUGGUAGUAUGGAAUUAAGGCAAUUUCAUAGAAGGUCUCUGGGAGACUGGGAGUUUCUCGAAACGGUAGGUGCGGGCUCUAUGGGUAAAGUUAAAUUAGUUAAGCAUCGUCAAACAAAGGAGGUUUGUGUGAUAAAGAUUGUUAAUAGGGCCUCCAAGGCUUAUCUUCACAAACAACACUCUUUACCUUCUCCGAAGAAUGAAAAUGAAGUACUCGAGAGACAAAAACGGCUAGAAAAGGAAAUUGCGAGGGAUAAAAGAACUAUUAGGGAAGCCUCUUUGGGCCAAAUUCUUUACCAUCCUCAUAUAUGUCGUUUGUUUGAAAUGUGCACCAUGUCAAACCAUUUUUAUAUGCUUUUCGAAUAUGUUUCUGGUGGACAGCUAUUGGAUUAUAUAAUUCAGCACGGUUCUUUAAAGGAGCAUCAUGCCAGAAAAUUUGCUAGGGGUAUCGCCAGUGCAUUGCAAUACUUACAUUCCAAUAAUAUUGUUCAUCGAGAUCUGAAAAUCGAAAAUAUAAUGAUAUCCAGUUCAGGAGAAAUUAAAAUUAUUGAUUUUGGUCUCUCUAACAUUUUUGAUUAUAGGAAACAAUUACAUACUUUUUGUGGUUCUUUAUACUUUGCCGCACCAGAACUAUUAAAAGCACAGCCUUACACAGGGCCUGAAGUAGAUAUUUGGUCAUUUGGUAUUGUUCUUUAUGUUUUGGUCUGCGGUAAAGUACCAUUUGAUGAUGAAAACUCAAGCAUCCUACAUGAGAAGAUUAAAAAAGGCAAAGUGGAUUAUCCCUCGCACUUAUCCAUUGAAGCUAUAUCUUUAUUAACCAAAAUGAUCGUUGUGGAUCCAUUAAGAAGAGCGACUCUAAAAACUGUCGUUGACCAUCCGUGGAUGAAUAGAGGUUACGAUUUUAAGGCACCAUCAUAUAUUCUUAAUCGCGUACCAUUAACCCCAGAAAUGAUAGAUGGCCAAGUCUUGAAGGAAAUGUACCGUCUAGAAUUCAUUGACGAUAUUGAGGAUGCAAGAAGAUCGUUGAUCCGAUUAGUCACUGAAAAAGAAUACAUUCAACUUUCCCAAGAAUAUUGGGAUAAGUUAUCCAACGCCAAAGGGUUAAGUUCAAGUUUAAACAACAACUAUCUUAAGCCAACGGCACAGCAGAGUUUAGUACAGACACAAAUUACAAAUACUCACCUGCCAAGUAAUUCUAAUGAACCGGAUAGUAAUUUUGAAGACCCUACUUUAGCAUAUCAUCCGUUACUAUCAAUAUACCAUUUGGUUUCAGAAAUGGUUGCACGUAAAUUAGCAAAGUUACAAAGAAGGCAAGCUAUGGCUCUUCAAGCGCAGACACAACAAAGACAGCAGCAGCAGCAGCAAAUGGCACCAGAUAGUAAGGUCACCCUGGUUAAUACCUCUUCAGCAAUGAUGAAUAAAACAAGAAGCCCACAGAAGGCAUCAGUAUCCAAUGCUGACAUUUUCCAAGUACCUGCAAUCGCAACACCGGGAUCCUCGAAUAACUCCAAUUCUCUAAACAAACCCCCAUUACAUGUAAUUGUUCCUCCAAAAUUAACAGUACCUGAGCAAGCACAUACUUCACCAACAUCUAGGAAUAUCACAGACAUCCACACAGAAUUAAAUGAUGUUUUGAAAGCAAGUCCUGGCCCUGUAACUGGCGAGUAUCAACAACGUUCAGCUUCACCCGCAGUAGGAGAACAGCAAGAGAGAAACACAAUAGGUGGAAUAUUCAGAAGAAUAUCACAAAGCGGACAGUCUCAAUACCCCUCACGGCAACAAGAACCUCUUUCAGAAAGACAACCUCAAUCAUAUAUGUCAAAACCAAAUGAACAUUCUGUCAAAGUACCGAAAAGCCAUGCUCGGACUAUAUCAGAUUAUAUUCCUAGCGUUAGGAGAUAUCCAUCCUAUAUGGCAAACUCACUUGACUCAAAGCAGCGUAAUUCAGUAAAGAAUACUACUAUAAUACCUCCAAUAAAAACAGCAUCACAAAAACAAAGUAGCGGCCUUCCCGCUUUACCUCAGAACGCCGACUUGAUUGUUCAGAAACAGCGACAAAAGAUACUCCAGGAAAACCUUGAUAAAUUACGAAUUGAUGAUAAUGAUAGUAACAACGAUGUUAACACUGUAGUUGAUGGCAUUAAUAAUGAUAACGGCGACCAUUAUCUCUCUGUUCCGAAGAGCCGCAAGUUACAUCCUAGCGCAAGGGCUAAAUCAGUGGGACAUGCUCGCCGGGAAUCUUUGAAAUUUACUAGACCACCUAUACCAGCUACCGUUCUACCGUCAGAUAUGAAAAACGAUAAUGGCUUUUUGGGAGAAGCAAACCAUGAGAGGUACAAUCCUGUAAACAAGAACUUUUCGACUGUACCCGAGGACUCUGCGACAUAUAACAAUAAUAGUAUUGAAAAUUCUAGUAACGGACCUCUUCCAGUUUAUUCCCAAGAGCUUACUGAGAAGCAAAUCUUGGAAGAAGCUUCAAAGGCCCCUCCUGGAUCCAUGCCAUCAAUUGAUUAUCCAAAGUCAAUGUUUUUGAAAGGCUUUUUCUCCGUUCAAACAACUUCUUCUAAGCCACUGCCAAUUGUUCGUCAUGAUAUUAUAUCUGUUCUAACAAAAAUGAGGAUUGAGUUUAAAGAAGUGAAAGGAGGUUUUAUAUGUGUUCAACAAAGGUCACCAGUUGCUGAUUCUGUAGUUCCUAUAAUAAAUACAACCGACGUAGGUUUCGAUUCUGGAAAGGUGAUUGAUCUGCAAAAUAGUUUGGACAGCAAAUUAUCAAGUAGUUACCAUAGUGCAACCUCCACGGCAUCAAGAAACAACUCAAUAAAGCGCCAAGGUUCUUGUAAAAGGGGCCAGAAUAAUAUACCACUGACACCUUUGGCAACUAAUACGCAUCAAAGAAAUUCAUCAAUUCUACUAUCUCCAACUUAUGGAAACCAAAGUAAUGGUACUUCUGGUGAGCUAUCUUCGACGUCCUUGGAGUACGUUCAACAGCAGGAUGAUAUUUUGACAACAUCAAGGGUCCAAAACAUAAAUGACAUAAAUGGCCCACUCGAGCAUAACAACGCUUACAGUAAUAAAGAAAGGCCUCCCAUUCGGUUUGAAAUUCACAUUGUGAAAGUUCGUAUUGUCGGCUUAGCAGGUGUACAUUUUAAAAAAGUUUCUGGCAAUACCUGGUUGUAUAAGGAACUAGCAUCGUAUAUUUUGAAAGAGUUAAACCUAUAG